UCGGUGAGAUUGCAGCUAGUCUGGGGAACUGGGAGAGACAUGGAGAAAGAGACUGGGGACCCCUGGCUGGAGCAGAACAACAGAAUAGGCAACUAUGGCUGGCGAACCGGGUAUCAGAAUAAUGUUUGACCUCGGGAAACAUCACAGAACAGCCUGUCGACAUUCACUAGGUAGGAGGUUCAUCAGCUGGAAAGAACCGGCGCCUGGGGGAAUCUGGCUGGAUAGGUAUGGGGGAUCGCGGCCAGGCCCCUAGUCCCUGGUUCCCCCACGGCGGUCCCCCAACUCUAAGCACCCUCACUCUACUGCUGCUCCUCUGUGGACAGGCUCACUCCCAGUGCAAGAUCCUCCGCUGCAAUGCCGAAUACGUAUCGUCCACUCUGAACCUUCGGGAAGGGGGCUCACCGGGCACGCCGCGCGGAGGCGGCCGUGGUGGGGUGUCAGGUGGCUUGUGUCGUGCCCUGCGCUCCUAUGCACUCUGCACUCGGCGUACAGCCCGCACCUGCCGCGGGGACCUUGCCUUCCACUCUGCUGUGCACGGCAUCGAGGACCUAAUGAUCCAGCACAACUGUUCCCGCCAGGGCCCCACGGCCCCGCCCCCGGUCCGGGGCCCCGCCCUUCCCGGAGCCGGCCCUGUGCCUCCGGCCCCGGACCCCUGUGACUACGAGGCCCGGUUUUUCCGGCUGCACGGUCGGGCCCCGGGCUUCUUGCAUUGCGCCUCCUUCGGGGAUCCCCAUGUGCGCAGCUUCCACCACCACUUUCACACGUGCCGUGUCCAAGGAGCUUGGCCCCUGCUGGAUAACGACUUCCUUUUUGUCCAGGCCACCAGUUCCCCUGUGGCGUCAGGGGCCAACGCUACCACCACCAGGAAGAUCACCAUCAUAUUUAAGAACAUGCAGGAAUGCAUUGACCAGAAAGUCUACCAGGCCGAGGUGGAUAAUCUUCCUGCUGCUUUUGAAGAUGGUUCUAUCAAUGGCGGCGACCGACCUGGGGGUUCGAGCUUGUCCGUUCAAACUGCUAACCCUGGGAGCCAUGUGGAGAUCCGAGCCGCCUACAUCGGGACAACUAUAAUCAUUCGACAGACAGCUGGCCAGCUCUCCUUCUCCAUCAGGGUAGCCGAGGACGUGGCACGGGCCUUCUCGGCUGAGCAGGACCUUCAGCUGUGUGUUGGCGGGUGCCCUCCGAGUCAGCGACUCUCUCGCUCAGAGCGCAAUCGCCGCGGGGCUAUAGCCGUAGAUACUGCCAGAAGACUGUGUAAGGAAGGGCUUCCCGUUGAGGAUGCCUACUUCCAAUCCUGUGUCUUUGAUGUUUCAGUCUCUGGUGACCCCAACUUUACUGUGGCAGCCCAGACAGCUCUGGACGAUGCCCGAGUCUUCUUGGCGGAUUUAGAGAAAUUGCACCUUUUCCCCUCAGAUGCGGGGCCUCCUCUCGUCCCAGCAACCGUCCUUGUACCGCUUCUUUCAGGCCUCUUUGUUCUGUGGCUUUGCAUUCUGUAAGUAGGCCAGCAACCCCGUGACUAGUUUGGAAACGAUUUGAGGGUAGAGGUUGGUGUGACAAAACACGAAGAUGCGCCAAAGAAAACAGUGAGGACAGGGAGCUACAGAAGACAAUGACAUUCACCCAGAAUCAGAUGAGGCUGCAGCCCAGGACUCAAAUAAUCCCAGAGUAAUGAUUCUGAACCAGAGCUUUGCAUUGCAAACGUUGGGAGGGGCUCUUCACUGUGAAUUAAUUUCCCCAGUCCCGUUUGUGGUGGACCUAUUAUUCCACUCCACACACACCUGACUGACAUCACUCCUACAUGCCUAGGGGUUGUGAGAGUGCUAAUGACCAGCAAAACAUUAAAGUGCUGAGAUGUUGGAAGGGCAAGAGCUAAAAAAAAGGAAGACGUGAUUAUCUAUAAGAAAGUCGAUGCCGGGCGAUGGUGGCGCACGCCUUUAAUCCCAGCACUCGGGAGGCAGAGGUAGGCGAACUCUGUGAGUUCGAGACCAGCCUGGUCUACAGAGCGAGUUCCAGGACAGGCUUCAAAGCCACAGAGAAACCCUGUCUCAAAAAAAAAAAAAAAAAAAAAAAGUCGAACGAGGAGAAAAUAAUGAGGGAAAACUUUUGGGUUCAGAAAUGAAGCGGGCAUUGUCUAGCUCUCAGACAAAGGAAGUCAGCUUUUGGAGACUAGAACCAAUACAGAAACUGGCAUCCCCAGCCCUCACUAGUCUGUUAUUAAAGCUAUGAAUUCUCCGCACUGUGCUCUGCCACCUGUGUUGAACCCCUUUCCAGAUGUGUGACAUGGAGUUGAAGCAAUGUGUUCACUCCACUGAAAGAGGGCCCGGAGUUUUCAGCAUGUAUCUGCCCUUUUGGAAUCCACAGACUAUUAGGCAAAACUGGUUCACAGGAAGGAAUCAUGAGUAUUACUAUUAUUUAUUAUUAUCAUUGUUUUUAUUUUCGAUGGAGCCUCACGUAGCCGAGACUGGCCUUGAACUGCUGAUCCAAAAGUCUCUACUCCUCAAGUGCUGGAGUUAGAGUUCACCUAUGUCUUGGAGUGUGUACGUAGUUCUUCACUAAAUUCUAUGGCCUUUGGGUUCACGUGGGGAGAAGGUGGUUGAGGAGCAGAGUAAUGAGAAGUGAGGAAUGACGCGGAGAUGGCACUGUGAAGUGUGUAUCAUCUUCCAAGAAAGAGAACCAAGGGAAUUAUCCCCAGAGUCAUGGCUAGUGAGCAACUAGUGGGACUCAGAUGCCAAGUAUGGAGUCAUGAGAUAGAAGGUUCAGGUAGGCAAGAGGAAUUACAAAACACCAUGGGAGUGGGGCUGAGGAGUUCAAACUGGUCACGAACAUUUAUUUAGAACUUAAAAUUUGCCAGGCAAUGUUAUCAACACUUAAACAUCUGUAUAACAAAGUUAUAAACACAUUAAAAUGCGUGAAGCUGGAGAGAUGGCUCGACGGUUAAGAGCACUUUCUUGCAGAGAACUCAGGUUCUGUUCCCAGCACCCACGAUGCUAACCAGUGGUCCACAACUCUAGUUCCAGGGGAUGUGACAUACCGUCAGGCCUCCUCCGACACCUGAACUCAAUAGUGCACAUAAAUUCAUACACACACACACACACACACACACAUAUAGUUUUAAGUCCUUAAAAAUACAUAUUUAUGCACCAAGGACUAGGCAUGUAACUCAGUGGUAGAGCAUUGAAGCAGCAUGUACAGGGGUCCUGGACUUGAUCACUAGUACUGCAAAAUAAUAAUAAUAACAACAACUACAACAACAAUUCUUUCAGCUAGCCGUAGUAGCACACUCCAGUAAUCCCAGCACUCAGAAAGUAGAAGCAAAAGGAUCAGGAGUUCAAGGUCAUCCUUAGUUAGAUGUGAAGUUCAAGGCCAGCCUGAAAUAGGAGCAGAAUCCUAUCGCCACCCUGCUUCUCAAAACUAAACUAAGUAGCCCGGUGGUGGUGGCGCACACCUUUAAUCCCAGCACUCGGGAGGCAGAGGCAGGCGGAUCUCUGUGAGUUCGAGACCAGCCUGGUCUACAAGAGCUAGUUCCAGG
Messenger RNA from Microtus oregoni (creeping vole), 3526 nucleotides. It is a transcript of the gene Hjv, whose product is annotated as hemojuvelin BMP co-receptor. NCBI's taxonomy places the organism in Eukaryota, Metazoa, Chordata, Mammalia, Rodentia, Cricetidae. The transcript has 4 exons. Bases 228 to 1493 code for a protein of 421 amino acids. Gene Ontology annotation, biological process: BMP signaling pathway. Gene Ontology annotation, cellular component: plasma membrane. The record is from RefSeq and is a predicted model, not a curated record. Gene Ontology annotation, molecular function: coreceptor activity.